UACAAAAUAAGUGAAUACCCCAUAACUUUUUUUACGUCUUUUUUUCCAAAAUAAUAAAUAGAGAAGAAAGGGAUUAUUAGAGGAAAAUUGAAUAUUUUGUUAAAAUUAGGCAUCACCCAAGUUAAUCCAAUAAAAAAUUCUGCAAAAUACUUUGGCAUAUAAAGUAGAUUUGCAUUAUUAUCAUCCAUUAAUAAAUUUUCAAGUUGAAAAAGGAACAAAUUCAUUAAAAGACAAACAAAUAAAAACCAUAGAUUACAGAAAUGUCUAGCCCAUCGCAAGGAAAACGAAGGAUGGACACUGAUGUGAUAAAACUAAUAGAGAGCAAACAUGAAGUUACUCUUCUUGGAUCUAAUUUAAAUGAAUUCUGUGUAAAAUUCUAUGGUCCACGGGGAACUCCAUAUGAAUCUGGUAUCUGGAAAGUUCGUGUGCAUCUUCCAGAGCAUUAUCCCUUCAAAUCUCCCAGCAUUGGAUUUAUGAAUAAAAUUUAUCACCCGAAUAUUGAUGAAGUGUCAGGCACAGUAUGUUUGGAUGUUAUUAAUCAAGCUUGGACAGCAUUGUACGAUUUAUCAAAUAUUUUCGAGUCAUUUCUUCCGCAACUUUUGACAUACCCUAAUCCUAUUGAUCCUUUAAAUGGAGAUGCUGCAGCUUUAUAUCUUCAUAAACCUGAAGAAUACAAGAAGAAAGUUCUUGAUUACGUCAAACGGUUUGCAACAGAAGAAGCACUUAGAGAUACUGAGAAGAAUGAUCAGAGUUCCGAAGAUGAGAGCAGCAUGAGUGACUUCAGUGAAGACGAGACAAAAGAUAUGGAGUUAUAACACUUUUUCAUUGUAUAUUUGUUUUAAUUAAGUAAAAUAUUAAGAGUUUAUAAAAAUAAGUAAAUUUUAUUUAUUCCUUUAACUCAUUCAAAAUUUAUUGUGUGUUCUGAAAAACAAUUAA
Chironomus riparius is the source of this 936-nucleotide messenger RNA. The record is from the annotation of a GenBank genome assembly. NCBI's taxonomy places the organism in Eukaryota, Metazoa, Arthropoda, Insecta, Diptera, Chironomidae.